This is a messenger RNA of Oryza brachyantha (malo sina), 1908 nucleotides long. RefSeq names its product ankyrin repeat-containing protein At5g02620-like. The transcript is spliced from 4 exons. Bases 1 to 1908 code for a protein of 635 amino acids. The record is from RefSeq and is a predicted model, not a curated record. Gene Ontology annotation, molecular function: protein phosphatase regulator activity; protein phosphatase 1 binding. Gene Ontology annotation, cellular component: plasma membrane. Lineage: Eukaryota; Viridiplantae; Streptophyta; Magnoliopsida; Poales; Poaceae.
AUGGAGCUCAUAUCUGCUGGUUGUAAGAACAACAUUCCUCACCAUGUGUUCAUGUGCUCUGAGCUUUACGUUGCUGCAUUUGAUGGGCAAAGACAGGAGAUCCUCAGGCUCUUAGGAGGAAGCAGCGGCGAUGGUCUGGAAGCCGGGACUAGCCGGCCAUCCCCGGCAGCGCAAGCAACUGCCUGCAACAUUCACGAGGUUACUGCAGAACAAGGCACGCUUCUACACGUCGCGGCGGCGCAAGGCCACUGCGACCUGAUCACUGAACUGUGCCGCCAUGAUCGCGACCUGCUCUCCUCCGUGACCUCGUCGGGGGACACGCCGCUGCACUGCGCGGCGAAGGCUGGACAUGCCGCAGCGGUCAGGGCCAUCAUCGCGCAGCUGGCCGCGCGGGAGAGCGUGGAGGAGGACAGGCUGGGAGAGAUCCUUCGGGGCAAGAACGCGGCGGGGGACACGGCGCUCCACCUCGCCGCGAGGCACGGCCAUGGCGCGGCAGUGUCGGCGCUGAUGGCGGCAGCCCCCGAGGCGGCGUCGGAUGUGAACGGCUCUGGGGUGUCGCCGCUCUACCUGGCCGUGAUGAGCAGGUCGGUGGCCGCCGUCACAGCGGUUCUCUCGUGUAGGGAUGCGUCGGCGGCUGGCCCGGACUGCCAGAACGCGUUGCACGCCGCCGUGCUUCAGAGUCCAGAAAUGGUUUCUUUGCUAUUGGAGUGGCGACAAGAGCUUGCAACCCAAGUUGACAGCAACCAGAGCACCCCGCUACAUUAUGCCUCGUCUGAUGGAGAUCGUUCUAUCGUCCAAGAAAUCCUCAAACACAUACCUCCCAGUGCGGUACACGUACGUGACAGUGAAGGUCUCUCACCAUUGCAUGUGGCGGCGUUGAUGGGUCAUGCAGGUACAGUUCGCUUGCUGCUAAAGAUAUCCCCAGCUUCUGCAGGUGUUCGUGACAACCAGGGUAGAACAUUUCUGCAUGCUGCAGCUAUGCGAGGCCAGGUUUCUGUUAUCUCAUAUGCUGUAAAAAAUAGGAUGCUCGUACAUAUUUUGGAUGAACAAGACAAUGAGGGGAAUACACCACUUCACUUAGCUGUAAUUGCCGGGAAAUAUAAGACAGUAUCUAAGCUAUUAUAUAGUGGGAAAGUACAAAACCACAUCAUGAACAAUGCAGGGAACACUCCAUCUGAUCUGACUGAAAAGUCUACAGGUUUCUACACAAUGGUAAGGCUAAUUUUGAAAUUGUAUGUAUUCGGAGGACAAUUCCGACCACAAAGACAAGACCAUAUAGUGAAAUGGAAAGGCCAUGACAUCAUGAAAUGGCAAUCAACGUCAUCAAAAUAUCUUGCAAUUGUUUCUACUCUUGUGGCGACAAUUGCCUUCUCGGCUACAUUUAACAUGCCUGGCUCAUAUGGAUCAGAUGGAAAGGCAAAUUUAAAUGAUGAUCGUUUGUACCAUGCAUUCAUGGUGCUAGACUCCGUUGCAAUGACCACUUCUGUUAUAGCAACAAUACUUUUGGUCUAUGGAAGGAUUGCACAGUCCCAUCGCUCAUGGCCAAGCUUCGUGAUCGCAAUGUACUCACUUUGGUUGUCAUUGAUCACUAUGAUGCUAGCCUUCUUGACCAGUGUAAUGGCAGUGAUGGACAAGAAUAAUUCUAUAAGGAUGGCACUGACUCGUGAGUUGUAUCAAGGAUUGUAUGUCUUGAUGAUUUUGCUAAUAAGGGCGACAAUGCCUGGAUCGAUUAAAGGCAUCCUGAUGUUUUUGAUAGGUGGAUUCCUGGACCAGCAACGGCGUGUGAAGAGACGGAUCAGUCGACAGUAUCCUUUAAUUGUUUUCUACAUAUUCAACAUAAUUGUGUUCGCUGUUGUCACUAUUAUGGCACUUACUGCCAUUGAUGUCACUGGAAACCUUCGGUACUAG